Trifolium pratense (red clover) is the source of this 885-nucleotide messenger RNA. RefSeq lists its product as uncharacterized. The record is from RefSeq and is a predicted model, not a curated record. Lineage: Eukaryota; Viridiplantae; Streptophyta; Magnoliopsida; Fabales; Fabaceae. The transcript has 2 exons. The coding region runs from base 307 to 741 and encodes 144 amino acids.
GUGGUUCAAAAGACAAAAUAUAAUGACGAAAUGUUCUUAAUUAUCUAAUGUAGACCCAUUUCCAUGACCCACCAUAAUUUCAAUUGUUCAACAAGAAAAGGAAGCAACCAAAAAAGCAUGGAUGUUGAAAAUUUGGAAGAAUUCUUUCACUAAUAUCUUUGGUUUCAACUUUCAAGUUUCAAGGUGAAAAUUCUUGAUUCUUUUGCUACUAUGUUUUGAAGUUAUACUAUGUUUCUAAAAUUUCAUGUUUGAUGAGAAAAAAACAUAAUUGAGUUGAAAGUUGGAAACUUUUAGACUCUUGGAAAAAUGGGUUCAUCUUGUUUUUUCCUAAUAUGUGUUCUUCAUUCAACACUAGCUUUAACAUGUGGAUCUUUAAUGGUUUUUUACUCCAAUGAGAUACAUGUCUUAGGACAUGGAACAAAGACAGCAAUUAAGCUUCAAGGGUCAACACCACAUGAUCAAUUAUUGAUUCAAACAUCAGAUUCAUUUUCUGGAUUGUUGUUGUUCAUAAUUGGUUUUCUUGUGUUUAUGGUUUCUUGUGUUAAGGAUAUGGAGUUUCAAAGUUUCUUUGCUAAAGGGUGUGUGUUUCUUCAUAUUUCUAUGGCUGUUUGGAGAUUUUAUUUUGUAGGAAUGGUUAAAGAUCUUGGUUUUGAUUGGCCAAGACAUGCUAUUGGGGAUAUUGCUUUGGCUAUUUCUUGGGUGUUUUUUCUUGUGUAUGUUUGGAGGGAGAAAUAUGAUUAGUUGUUUGUUACUCAAUGUAAAAAAAAAAAUGUAAAUAGAUUAGGGGAAUUCUAGAACAAAAAUAGAAAAUGGAUCUCUCCGGUGGUAGUUUCGUGUCACAAUCGUUAAAUUUAUAGAUAUGAAGUUUUCGUUUUUCUCUUUAAA